Messenger RNA from Neltuma alba, 1617 nucleotides. RefSeq names its product protein disulfide isomerase pTAC5, chloroplastic. Gene Ontology annotation, cellular component: chloroplast. Gene Ontology annotation, biological process: chloroplast organization. Bases 50 to 1252 code for a protein of 400 amino acids. The transcript has 7 exons. The record is from RefSeq and is a predicted model, not a curated record. Lineage: Eukaryota; Viridiplantae; Streptophyta; Magnoliopsida; Fabales; Fabaceae. Gene Ontology annotation, molecular function: protein disulfide isomerase activity.
UUGCUGCCUCCCAAAAUAACGCCCUCUCUCUCUCUCUCUCUCUCUCAAAAUGUCUUCGUCUCCCACACUUGCUCUUAGUCCAACCGUGCCUCACAAGUGCUACUUUCUCCGCAAUCAAUCGGCUCUUUCUCCAUUUAUCAGACCUUCCUUCUCACUUCAUGUUUCCUUCAGAUCCCUCACCUGCCGCUGCUCUGCCGAUCGCGAAGAGGAUCGAUGGCUUCGCGAAGAGCAGCGUUGGCUUCGUGAAGAGCAGAGAUGGCUUCGCGAGGAGCAACGUUGGGCUCGCGAACGCGACUCUCUUCUCCGCGAGAUUUCUGACCUUAGGCUUCAAAUUCAAUCCCUAGAACGCCGGAUUUUGGCCUCUGAUGUGUCUUCUUCUUCUUCUUCCUCGUCUUCGGUCUCCGAUGCUAUUGCGAAUGUUACGGCGUUGUUGCAGGUUCUGAAGGAUAAGAACGAUAAUUUGAUUGCAGAGAGUGGUUCCAGUUCGCGGGAGAUGGUGCUAGAGGAGAAGAGGGACGAGGAAGAAGAGAUUGUGAAGGAGGUGACGGUUCAGGACACUGCUUGGAUUUCGGACAGAAAAGUGGAGAAGAGGGUGGAAAAUCGGAGCGCCUUGAGGACGGGAUCGGAAGGGGAAGAGGUUCGAGAAAUGCAGGAAGCGCUAUUAAAUUUGGGAUUUUACUCAGGCGAGGAAGACAUGGAAUAUUCCAGCUUUUCAAGUGGAACUGAACGUGCUGUGAAGACUUGGCAAGCAGCAUCAGGAGUCCCUGAAGAUGGCAUCAUGACAGCUGAACUCCUGGAGAAACUAUAUAUGGAGAUAAGGUUUAAGGAUGCUGGUGUUGUGAAUGAGAAAGAAAAUUAUAAUACUGUUUCACCCGAGGAAGUUGCGAAUGGUGCUCCAGUUGCUUCUAUGGCAGAAACUUCUGAGUUCCAGCAAACUAUUGUGGGAGAUGGUGAUGCAGAAAUAGAUGUCUCCCAUCAGCGAGUCUUCCUCCUAGGAGAAAAUCGAUGGGAAGAACCCUCGAGACUUCGUGCCAUUAAAGGAGUUGACAAGGGCAAGACGAAGGAUGGAACGACACAAUGCCAUCAGUGUCGUGGGGAAGGUCGCCUGUUAUGUACAGAAUGUGAUGGAACAGGCGAGCCAAAUAUAGAACCCCAAUUUUUGGAAUGGGUGGUUGAGGCUGCUAAAUGUCCAUAUUGUGAGGGCCUAGGGUACACAAUUUGUGAUUUAUGCGCUGGAAAAAUCGUUAUAUAGAAAAGAUCCAUCUUAGGCGGCAUGGAAGGAAGCCGCAGGGAUCCAACCUAAAGCACAUCAAGCUUAUCUCGACCUUAUAUUCAGAUUAGUACUAUGUAUAGUGUUCGCUCAUUGGCGUGCAUGAUUAAAUUUUAAUGUAACCUAAACAACGCACAGUGAUUUUUUUUUGGGGGGGGGGGGACAUUUUUUAAUUUUUCCAGGGUUCAUGUAUAAAAUAAACCACACAUUAAUGAAAGCUUUCGAGGAAUCGCAGGGUAAGGUUACCCCCUGCAUCGCCCAAGUAUUCGAGAUGCUCUAGCACGUUUUAAAUCACAGCAUUUGAAGCAACAUUAGGCAACCACUGUCCUAUCCAGAAUAACAGAGGA